UUCUAAGAUCAAUUGCAGCGCGACACGGAUGCUGGUAAGGAGUGCACCCUGGUUGGCCCUUUAAGCUUUGCACAGCCUACCAGCCUUAAGCGUAUGGAGUGCAUUGGGCUACAAUCAGAGACGCGCAACGCCUGGCGGCCUGUGCUAGAUCUGGUGGCCUGGGUAGCACCGUCUGGAACCGCAAGGAGAUAAGAGCAAAAAAUCUGAAGCAACCUCGGCUCCCAAAGACAUCCCGGGGACCUGAUUCGCUGAGCCGGCUGCCACUAGAUUGCCGAGUAGCCGGAUGAGAAAUUGAAAUUUGAAUCGGAAAAGUCGUUCCGGUUGGCUUUCAUGUCAGAUUGUGAGUCGCUUUAUAUUGCUACUCAUCUAUUUUCCUUAUCGGAGACUUGUUGGCGGAGGUUGAGGCGACUCUUAAUGUGUCACUUCCCACGUUGCCUAGCCCUUUUUUCCAAGAUAGCCGUUGCGCUGAACCUUAAUUAACGGGCACCAUGGGCACGGCAGCCACAGUCGCCAAUGGCGACGCUCCGCGGCCCUCGAAGAUCCCUUUUUGGCGCCUAGUUUUCGACCAGAAGAUUGUCACGCCGGAGAUCGUUGAUUUCCCCUACGAAGGGUCGGGGACAGAAGAAUCGCCCUAUGUCGUCACCUGGAUUCCCAAUGAUCCUCGAAACCCUAUGAACUUUGGAGUGCUUUCAAAAUGGCUGUACACCGCUUUAGUCGCCUUCGUCACCCUUACCACGGCCUUGGUAUCGUCCGUAUACUCCGGUGGUAUGAGUCAGGUUGUCGAACAUUUCCAAUGCAAGGAAGAGGUUGCGAUAUUGGGUAUCUCCUUGUUCGUUCUAGGCUUCGCAUUUGGCCCACUGCUGUGGGCUCCCAUGAGUGAGGUAUUCGGACGCCGUAACAUCUUUAUGGGAACAUAUGCAGUCUUCACGGCAUUCAAUGCAGGCGCUGCCGGCGCCCAGAACAUUCAAACAUUGGUCAUCUUUCGCUUCCUGGCUGGUUUCUUUGGAUCGUCGCCAUUUGGAAAUGCAGGAGGCACAAUCGCAGACAUGUUCCCCGCCGCCAAACGUGGUAUUGCCAUCAGUUUCUUCGCUGCGGCGCCGCUCUGCGGACCUACCAUCGGCCCAAUUAUUGGAGGAUUCCUGGGUGCCGGCGCCGGCUGGCGCUGGGUAGAGGGAUUCAUGGCCGCCAUGUCAGGUGUCAUGUGGUUGUGCCUUUGCUUCCUCCUCCCAGAGACGUAUGCCCCGGUGCUCUUGCGCCAACGAGCCGAGAAGCUGUCCGAAUUAAGCGGCCAGGUGUACCGCAGCAAGCUGGAUAUAGAUAAAGGCAAGGUGUCUUUGCGUGGAUCCUUGAAGAUCGCCCUAUCACGACCGUGGCUUCUGCUCUUCUUCGAGCCUAUUGUGCUUCUGCUCUGCAUCUACAUGUCCAUCAUCUACGGAACACUCUAUAUGCUAUUCGCAGCUUACCCGAUCGUCUAUCAGGAAGGCCGCGGCUGGAGUGAGGGUAUCGGAGGCCUGGCGUUUUUGGGAAUCAUGGUCGGGAUGUUGCUGGCCGUUGCCUUGACGAUUCCCAAUAACUUGAAUUAUUCUAAGAAGUGCCAAAUCCACGGUCGUCUGCCCCCGGAGGCCCGCCUGCCCCUGUGUAUCGUGGGAGGGAUUACCUUGCCCAUUGGUCUGUUCUGGUUUGCCUGGACCAACUACCCAUCCCUCCCCUGGAUCGCUUCUGUGGCUGCAGGUGCGCCCUUCGGGUUUGGCCUGGUCUUGGUGUUCCUGACUGUGUUCAACUACCUCAUAGAUGCGUACACGAUCUAUUCGGCGUCCGUCCUGGCCGCAAACUCUGCGCUCCGGUCCCUAUUCGGGUUCGCAUUCCCAUUGUUUACGACAUAUAUGUUCAACAACCUCGGCAUUCACUGGGCUUCUUCCAUCCCGGCGUUCCUGUCGCUUGCAUGUGUCCCGUUCCCGAUCAUCUUUUACAUCUACGGUGCUCGCAUCCGCAAGCGCUGCGUCUAUGCCGCGCAGGCUGAGGCAUUUGUCCUCAAACUACAGCAGCAAAGCCAGGCUCCGCCGCCGGGGAAACCCGACGUCGAGAAGGGGAAUCAUGCCACUGUACCCGACGACGAUAGUGACGACGAGAGUCUUUCGACAGUGCCUUCAGGGGGUGCAGCUGAGCGGCGAAUGUCGCAUGCUUCCAAGAAGACCGGCCAUUCUGUCACUCGUACGGUGACCUACGAGGAGAAUCCGUAUGAUAUUGACCGAGUGAAUACCUGCAAUUCUACCAUCAGCGGUCGCCCUAGGAAGAACUCGGUUAAUGUGAGAUGACGCAUCGGGUGGACAUUAUAGAGUGGUGCGGUGCACACACUGGGUCACAGGCUCACACUGGCCGGGAGCAAUAGGGUCAUUGAAUACUGGCGGUUACCUACACAGGUACCUAGUAACGAUUUGCGUAUCAUGGUGAAUGGUACACCAGAGCAGACCACUUGCACUACACCAACCAAGCGUGGUUACCCUCAUGGCUUGGAUCUCACCAACAACGAACGUUGUUGAAAUCCAUCUUUCUGUUCCAUGUCCAUGCAUAUCUGGCGUUGCAUUUAUUACAUCCACCCUAAGGGCUAAAAUAGAGCUAGAGUAAUGUUAAUGAUAUAGACAGGUGUGAAUACAGCACUGAAUUCAAUCCUACAUUUCAC
This is a messenger RNA of Aspergillus ibericus CBS 121593, 2680 nucleotides long. RefSeq names its product MFS transporter. Bases 489 to 2315 code for a protein of 608 amino acids. Gene Ontology annotation, molecular function: fluconazole transmembrane transporter activity. The record is from RefSeq and is a predicted model, not a curated record. Gene Ontology annotation, biological process: xenobiotic detoxification by transmembrane export across the plasma membrane. Lineage: Eukaryota; Fungi; Ascomycota; Eurotiomycetes; Eurotiales; Aspergillaceae. The transcript has a single exon.